UCUUCGAAGUCCGUCACUACCCUAUUCAUGUCCACACAAUUCCCUCUCACACCCAUUUCAAGUUCAAGCCAUGCAUCCACUCCCCACUCCCCCCUAUCGCCCAUUCCCAUGGCAGCAACACCUUCUGCUGCUCCGCGAAUCAUAUCGUCUUUUCCCUUUCCCAAUCACCAUUCAAGAAUCACCCCUUUCAUCUCUCCACGGAAUUCCAGAAAAAUUCCACUGCUUGCCUCCAAUGGCCUACAAAUCACCAACCCUGCAAACAUCAAACUUCUUGGGCCACACCCCAAGUUCUUGCGAUUGGGUAUUCACAAAUCUCACUCAACUUCCAAAUUCCUUGCCCAUUCAGUGGGAUCAGACGGCAGUAGUAUCACCUCCACAAGCCUUUCAAGCAAGGUGAUUGGCGUUUUCCAUUUGCUAGUUUCACUUGGGCUUAUACUAGCAAUGGAUAAGUACUUGAAACAGGCAUUUGUGGCUGCUGCCAUUAAGUUCCCAAGUGCUCUAUUUGGGAUGUUUUGCACUUUCACCGUUUUAAUAGCUCUUGAUACCGUUCUCCCUGCCGCAGCAACUGGCUUGAUGAACUUCUUUGAGCCUGCACUUUUAUUUAUUCAAAGAUGGCUUCCACUGUUUUAUGUGCCUUCUUUGGUGGUCUUGCCUCUAGCUGUUAAAGACAUUCCAGCUUCUUCAGGGGUGAAGAUUUUUGGCAUUCUAGUUGGAGGCUGGCUAGCUUCACUUUGUGUUGCUGGCUACACAGCUAUUUCAGUAAGAAAGAUGGUAAAGACAGAAAUGAUAGCAGCUGAGCCUAUGUCAAAGCCAUCUCCUUUCUCUUCUUUGGAGGCAUGGACAUGGACUGGAAUUCUCUUGAUAUCAUUUGUUGGGGCACUUUUCUACCCAACAGCUCUUGGCACAAAUGCCAGAACAUGCCUGCCUUUCCUACUCUCGUCUACUGUGUUAGGCUACAUUGUUGGUUCAGGGCUUCCAGCAGCUGUGAAGAAGAUUCUUCAUCCAAUUGUUUCCUGUGCAGUCUCUGCAGUUCUCGCUGCUGCAGCUUUUGGAUACUUUUCUGGCUCUGGACUUGAUCCAGUUUUAGGGUAUUAUCUUACAAAGGCCUCAGCUAAUCCUGGAGCUGGUGACAUUUUAAUGGGAUUUUUGGGAUCAGUUAUCAUCUCCUUUGCUUUCUCAAUGUUCAAACAAAGAAAGCUUGUUAAGCGACAUGCAGCUGAGAUUUUCACCUCUGUCAUAAUUUCUUCAUUAUUUUCUUUGUAUUCUACUGCAUUCAUUGGGCGGCUUGUUGGCUUAGAACCAGAUUUAACAGUAUCUAUUCUACCGCGAUGUAUAACAGUCGCACUUGCUCUAAGCAUUGUUUCUUUCUUUGAAGGUACCAAUUCGUCUCUCACGGCUGCUGUCGUUGUACUAACUGGUCUUGUGGGUGCCAAUUUUGUCCAGACGGUGUUAGAUAGACUUGGCUUCACCGAUCCUAUUGCUCGAGGAAUUGCAACUGCUUCUAGUGCUCAUGGAUUGGGUACAGCAGCAUUGUCGGCCAAGGAACCGGAAGCCCUUCCAUUCUGUGCGAUUGCAUAUGCUCUGACCGGUAUAUUUGGUUCAUUGAUUUGCUCAGUUCCUGCAGUGAGACAGAGCUUAAUUGCAAUAGUUGGUUGAAUAGGAGGGUAAGGUAUUCUUCACAUCUUGGUAUUUAAUUUGCAAGUGAAAUCCUCUUUAUUCCAUUCUCUUACCAAUCUCUCUCUCUAUAUAUAUUUGGUUGAUAUGCAGAGCUAUUUAUUUAGCAACAGUCAGUCUAAUUACAUGUGAGUGGCAUUUUCUUUUGUGUUUUGCAUGUUGUCAAAGACAAGGACAAUGUAUGUAUAUGUAUAUAUAUUUGAAGAUUAGAAGAAUAUGCUUCAAGCUCAGCA
Molecule: messenger RNA, 1907 nt
Organism: Ipomoea triloba (trilobed morning glory)
Lineage: Eukaryota; Viridiplantae; Streptophyta; Magnoliopsida; Solanales; Convolvulaceae
Product: plastidal glycolate/glycerate translocator 1, chloroplastic
Exons: 8
Coding region: 28-1656 (542 amino acids)
Source: RefSeq, a predicted model, not a curated record